Molecule: messenger RNA, 1662 nt
Organism: Fomitiporia mediterranea MF3/22
Lineage: Eukaryota; Fungi; Basidiomycota; Agaricomycetes; Hymenochaetales; Hymenochaetaceae
Exons: 3
Coding region: 1-1662 (553 amino acids)
Source: RefSeq, a predicted model, not a curated record
AUGGAAGAUAAAGAAGAUAAAAAUGAUACUGCCACCGCCCCACACCUUGUCUCAGAGUUCGAGAGGACUCACUACUAUCACGGGAUCUCUCCCGACCCUCCUGAACUUCUGUACCGCUCCGAUCUCGAGUCUAAUCCCUUCCCACUUCCUCCCCCUAGGGCCAGAUGGUCUGAAAUCCCUGUCAAAACCGCGGAAGGAGUGUUCAAAACGCCACUCAACCCAGUCUGGCACACAGUCGCUCCAUUGAUUGUUGCCUUGCUCAAGCAACGCUGUAUUAAGUACUCUGCCCUGAAGAGUGCUCGUUUCUCUACCCGCGACGAGGACGGGAAGAAGACUCUAGGUCCCAUCGUGAUCUGGAUCUCCACACAUCCCACCACCACCAGUGCAGAGAAUGCCCGUGACGCUUCACCAGACAUUCUCCGCAUUCUCGAAGAACACAAAGUCAAGGGUGCUGUCGUCGAAUGGUAUGAGGGUUCUGUGGAGAAGCUGUCGGGUCUGGCUCUGAUGCGCGUCGGUGACGAAACUAACCCAACCUACUACGUCCGUCGCGCAUUGACAGCCGUGCUGGGAAUGCCCAUUGCUACGAGAGAGAGGGAGGACAUGGAUGCCCAGGGCAGCGUCUCCUUUUUUUUCCAUGAGAACAAGGACAGGAACAGUGAUCCUAGUGCUAGGGUCCUCGGUGUCAGCAACAAGCACGUCCUUCGCGCUGAUACAACGGUCGACUACCAGUUCAUGGGCGCUGGCGCGCCUCGCCAAUACGUCAGGGUCUGCGGAAUGAGACGAUUCCAGCGCUUGCUUGCCGAGACCAGAGCUUUGGUUACCAAGAACGUCGCUGAGGCCGUCCGCUUGGCUGAAGAAAUUGCCCGAUUGGAGGCGAAGCCGAAGAGCAACGACCCGGAGCAGGCGGAGGAGGACGAGGAAGCCUUGGAGACGAAGCAAGCUCAGUUGAAGAAGGUCAACAAGGACAACGUCAAGCUCCAGGCGUUCUUCAAGGAGAUCAACACUCAGUGGCACGACAUUGCCCGCCGAAACAUCGGCUCCGUCGAUUGGGCACCGAAGAUUGCCAUUGACGUCGACGAAAACUACUACACUCGGGACGUCGGUACCUUCGAACUCGACCCUCAGAAGUUCAAGGACAACUUCCAGGGGAAUUUCGUGGACCUCGGGAACAAAUACUCUUCUCACGAACUGAACACAAUGUUCUGGCCCAACAAUACCAAUCCGUCCGGCAUUAAGUUCCCCUCCAACCGCAUGCUCAGGAUUCAGGGCGUUGUUACACGCGAGCAGCUUGCUAAUCCCGACUGUUACGACGAGAAUGGCGACCCAGUUUACAUUGUUGGCAAGGUCGGCUGCACGACUGAUUUUACAGUUGGUCGCUACUCCGGACUGGAAGCUUACCUCUGCGACGAAUUUGGCAAAGAGUCUAUCGAAGUUGCGGUUUACAACUACAGUAAGACCUCUGGCAACUUCUCUGCCAAAGGCGAUUCUGGGUCCGUAAUCUUUACUGGCGGUGGCCUCAUGCUCGCCAUCCUCCACUCCAGCAUGCCCAAGGGGCUUAGCAGCCAUGUCACCUAUGGGACUCCUGCCUGGUGGGUCGUCCAGCAGCUCAAGCUCCACUACAAGCACGCCGAUUUCAACCGUACGACCUUCUUCCCUGCCUGA